Erigeron canadensis is the source of this 1818-nucleotide messenger RNA. Its product is annotated as COP1-interactive protein 1-like. The coding region runs from base 1 to 1818 and encodes 605 amino acids. NCBI's taxonomy places the organism in Eukaryota, Viridiplantae, Streptophyta, Magnoliopsida, Asterales, Asteraceae. The record is from RefSeq and is a predicted model, not a curated record. The transcript has a single exon.
AUGUAUUCUUUAUAUGAAGAUUUACGUGAAGGUGUACCGAGAAAACGCAAUAACGAAGAAGAUAAAGAAGACAAUGCGUCUUGUACUUCUACUUCUUCGUCUCCAAGAUCAUUAAGUAUGGAGUCAGCAGGAUAUUAUUCCCCUGGUAGUGGAUCAAAGACACCAAGUCUUGAUCAAGUACCAAAAGUGCCAACAACAGAUGUGCUAAGUAUGAAAUCCGAGAGGUCAAGUUAUUCUCUGGAUGCAUCAAGUGUUGAAAGUUCGUCUAAGGAGGAAGAUGAUAGGCGUAGAGCAGUAGAGAAGCUCAUGAAAGAAACCGAUGAUAUAAGAGAUAGGUUGGGUGACAGUGGGACCAAACUCCCAAAUCAUGGAAAUAGCCCAAAUAGGUCUCCUUCAAAGAUGAAAGCUCUUGAAGACAGAUUAGAUAAUUUGAAGCUCGAGAUCGAUGCUUUGAACAAUCAUAAAAGUGAAAAUGAACAGGGUAGACAUGGUAGUUUUCAUAAAAGAAUCAAGGAGAAUUUAGGAUUGCAGUCUCUUGAUUUCACAUUCAGAGAAAAGGGAGAUGAUGUUAUCAAAAAUAUAGCUGAGUGUGAAAAGGCUCUCAAGGUUAAGCUUGAUGAUUCCAUACAUCAAGUCCAAAACUUGCAAAUGGAAGUUGAUUCUAUACGAUAUCAGAAUGAUGAAACGCGAAAAAGAAUCUCCUAUGAAAAAGAAAAAGAAGUCGAGUCAUUGAGGGUUCAAAAUCAAGAAUCGACACUGGAGCUCAAGAAAAAGACUAAAGAAGCCGCGGAUUCCCUUGAAAUGUUGCAUAGUUUGGAAGAGAAGUUAAAGGAGAAAACCAAAAGCGAAGAAGAUUUAAAAAGUAAAGUACACGACUUGGAGGUCGAGAUUGCGAAUAUGAACCAUCAAUGUUGUUUAUCGAAGGAAGAAAAUGAGAACCAAAGAAAUACAAUUUCCCAACUAGAAGAAAAUCUCCAAGAAAGAGAUGGCCGAAUUUCUACUCUGGAAUCGAAAAUUGAGAAUGUCAAGAGGGAGUUGACGAACAAAAUGAAAGCCCUCGAGCACAAGUUUAAAUCCUUGGAGAUCGACAAAGUUGAACUAGAAGGAAAAAACGACGUAUUAGCAGCAGCACUCGAGCAAAGAGACUUGUUGGUGAGCAAAUUGAACCAUGAGGCAAAAUCCAGUUUUAGAAGCACAGUCAAGAAAAUGGGAGAUAUGGUGGACGAAUUCAGAAAAAAAUCAGAGGAUAGUAUCCGUAUAUUGAGUAGGAGAAUCCGUGUGGCGGAGCAACUUCACAAUGAAACUCGAGAAUGGUACAAGAAAACUCGAGAAAAAAAUGAGCAAGAUAGAAGAGAUAACGAGUUAGCAUUUCGCAGCAUCAAGAUAAUAACAGCAAUGGUGAGUGACACGUUGAGCGCUUCCGAGACGAUUGGACUUCGGUUUAUUGAAUGUUGUGAAGAUUUCACGAAUCGUGUUUCGAAAGUGUCUUGUGAGACAAAUUUUGUGAAAGACUGGGUGAAAAGAAAAAACGGUGUUAUAACACAAGUGAAAAAAGAUUUUGAUGCAGUAGUUGUUCAAUUGGAUGGUAAAGAAGAGGAGAUACUUGGGUCAAGGCAAAAGGUGUUGAAACUAGAUGCAAAGCUAAGGGAUUUGGAGAAACUUGUCAAGGAGAAUGAUGAAACCAUUAUUGGUUUGAAAGAAGAAAAGAGGGAGGCCAUCAGGCAGUUGUGCGUGUGGAUCGAUUUUCAUCGUGGCCGGGCUGAUUAUUUCAAAAAAGCCUUCUCCGAGCUUGUUGCUAAGAACCAGAGACUGGCUUGA